CUCACAGCCGAGUGAGUCUAUCAGAUUUUAUUUUUUCAAUUUCUGACCUGGUUUUUAAGUGCUCCUAAAACCCUUGGCUCUCCCUCUCACUCUAAUCGGCGUCGUAGCCUCUGGUCGCUGCUAGUCGGCGAUCGUGAAUUGCAGCUGAACAUUUGGUUUUUGUGUGCGUUGGAGGCAAUGGGCAACGGUCCAGCUCCCUUUUCAGAAAUUGGCAAGCGGGCAAGAGAUCUCUUGACUAAAGAUUACAAUUAUGAUCAGAAAUUCUCCCUCGCCAUCCCAAGUUCUACUGGAAUGGGAUUUACAGCUACUGGAGUAAAGAAGGGUCAAAUCUUUGUGGGUGAUAUAAGCACACAGUACAGAAGUGGGAAAACUGUUGUUGAUGUUAAAGUUGAUACAUACUCUAGUGUUUCUACCAAAGUGACUUAUGAUGUAGUGCCAGGGACAAGAGCAGCAGUUAGCUUUAAUGUUCCUGAUCACAAGUCUGGGAAGCUUGAUGUGCAUUACCUUCAUAAUCAUGCUGCCAUCAAUUCCAGUAUUGGCUUGAAUCCGAGUCCUCUAUUGGAAGUUUCUGCAGCAUUAGGCUCCGAGGAUAUUGCUAUUGGCGGUGAAAUUGGAUUCGAUACCUCCUCAUCAUCUUUUACUAAAUACAAUGCAGGAAUGAGUUUCAACAAGCAAGACUUUUCUGCUGCCGUUUUAUUGGCUGACAAGGGACAAACCGUAAAGGCUUCUUAUGCACACGUGGUUAAUCCUUUGACCGGAACAGAAGUUGCUGCUGAGAUGACCCACAGAUUAUCCAGUUUUAAGAAUAGCUUUAGUUUGGGAAGCGUUCACAAGAUUGAUCAUUUGACGUCGAUGAAGACAAGAUUCUCCGACGAUGGUAAGGUUGCUAUAUCAGGCCAACGGGAAUGGAGGCCUAAGUCACUAGUAACAUUUUCAGCAGAGUACGACACAAAGGCCAUCAACACCGCUCCAAAAUGUGGCCUUUCCAUUGCUCUAAAGCCCUGAUUUUCGACAUUAUGAGGUUUGAUGUUCGACCGAAGAGGCAUUGAGCUUGAGGCCCUUUAAAAUUUUAUUGACCCGGUGUGGGAAACAGUACCUGUUUUUUGGCAAACAUUAGAGUGAUGAAUGAUAAUUUUGAAGGAAUUCGUUUCAGGAAAUUUAAUUGUGUAUGUUGUAUAAUUGGCCAGCAAGGCAAUAAAGCAAAUAUUCUUUCCAGGAUUUUAAUUUCUUGUACUCUUUCCAUUGGUAAAAGUAAAACACUCCCGUUUUUAA
Salvia hispanica is the source of this 1272-nucleotide messenger RNA. RefSeq names its product mitochondrial outer membrane protein porin 4-like. NCBI's taxonomy places the organism in Eukaryota, Viridiplantae, Streptophyta, Magnoliopsida, Lamiales, Lamiaceae. Gene Ontology annotation, molecular function: voltage-gated monoatomic anion channel activity. Gene Ontology annotation, biological process: monoatomic anion transmembrane transport. The record is from RefSeq and is a predicted model, not a curated record. Gene Ontology annotation, cellular component: mitochondrial outer membrane.